Molecule: messenger RNA, 849 nt
Organism: Fusarium coffeatum
Lineage: Eukaryota; Fungi; Ascomycota; Sordariomycetes; Hypocreales; Nectriaceae
Exons: 1
Coding region: 1-849 (282 amino acids)
Source: RefSeq, a predicted model, not a curated record
AUGUCUCAAUCAGUCGACAGCAAGAAUGAUGCUCCAGUUGAGGUGGCAGCUGCUUCGGCGAGCAAUCCCGUUCAAAUCGUCUUGACCCCCCCGACACCAAUAAUACCCACUACGACAAAUAGCCUUGCCCGCCGCGGGGAGGAUACGCACAAAGAGGUUCACCGCCUUCCUGAUGUAUCCGAGGCGAAGGAGGUUGUAGAAAAGACCGAUUUUUCUGAUGAGAAGCAAGUUUAUGAUGGGACUACGACUCGUGAUGAUAAAGAGGUUUAUGUAGCGGAUGUGGGGAAGAAAGUUUAUGAUGGGGUUGAGAAGGAGGUUCAUAACUUGACGCUUCACGAUGGACAUGAUGAGAAGCAACUCUACAACCCAAAUGGCCAACACGGCCAAUAUGAACCGGAAAAAGAGGUUGUCCAGCCAGACGGCAACCCGUUACAUAAUUCCAACAGUACACCGGACCAGCGAAGAGAAAGUGUCUCCUCCACAUCCACCGAUUCAAAGUCUCUGAACAAGUUCUGCUACAAGCGGCACGUCAACAAAUUUAACGAAGCUAUCGACAGAAAGAACAAAGCCUGGACAGACUUCAUCAACAACUCGACAGAGAAAAUGGACAAUUCAAGAAGGGUGUUUGAGGAAAGUACCAUGGCUAAAAUGAGUGCGCUGGACAGGAGCAUUAGCGAUGGCGUGGAUCGUGCUGGGAAGGGUUAUAAUUCGACAAUGACGAGUUGGAAGACGGGUAUGGCCAACAAGAAAGCACAGAGUGUGAGUAGCAUGAAGAGCCUGGGGUCGAAGUAUCAAAUUGGCGGGAAGUGCAAGGAGGCGAAAGAAGAGAAGGCAAUCAAGGAGGGGUAG